Messenger RNA from Solanum verrucosum, 814 nucleotides. RefSeq lists its product as uncharacterized. The record is from RefSeq and is a predicted model, not a curated record. The transcript is spliced from 5 exons. NCBI's taxonomy places the organism in Eukaryota, Viridiplantae, Streptophyta, Magnoliopsida, Solanales, Solanaceae. The coding region runs from base 24 to 719 and encodes 231 amino acids.
UGUUUUCUUCUUUAAUUUUAUAUAUGGAAAAUUACCAAUAUGAGAAGAAGCCCAGAGUUCUCUGCCUCCAUAGCCAUGGAAGUAGUGCUGAAAUAUUGAAGAAAGAAUUGGUACUUGGUUGGCCACAAUUUUUACUUGAGAAGCUAGAUUUGGUGUUCUUGGAUGGACCUUUUUUACUUCAAGAUAAAGUGGAUGCUCAUGACAUUUUUCAUCCACCCUACUAUGAAUGGUUCCAAGCUAAUAAGGACUUCAAGGAGAUUUACAAUUUUGAAGAAUGUCUUCAAUAUGUUGAAGCUAACAUGGAGAAGUAUGGACCAUUUGAUGGUGUUUUAGGUUUCAGUCAGGGAGCAAUUUUAACUGCAUCAAUGCCUGGAAUGCAAAGGGAAAGAGUGGCUUUGACCAAAGUCCCAAAAAUAAAAUUUGUGAUCAUAAUAGCAGGGGCCAAAUUUGGAGGACUCGAAUUUGGAUGUCCCAAGCUUGCUUCUAAUGCAUUUGCAUCUCCAAUUGAGUGUCCAUCUUUGCACUUCAUAGGUGAAAAGGAUCCACGCAUACUAAAUGAAGAAGAACUUGUGGGAUGCUUCAUGAAUCCUGUUGUGAUUUAUUACCCAGAGGGUCACAAAGUACCAAACCUAGAUGCUGAAAGUAUAGAAACUGUGAUAGAAUUCAUCAACAAAGUGAAGAAAAUCAAGAUGCCAUUGCAGGGAAACUCAAAUUUGUAACAACAAAGUUAGCAAAUGUAAUUUGUGAUUAUAUAUUUAAAUUUGAAUCCAUUUAAUUUGAAGACAAGUUAAUAAAUUUGCCCAAUAAUCUUUAA